AUGCUAGCCAAAUUACAAAACGCAGAAAGGCUUUCUUUUGGGGGUUCCCUUUUUCAGAUUCUGUCUCUCGCUGAGCUCCGUGGUGUUUCUUUCCCAACGUUCAAGGUCCAAACAUUGACGCUUAAAACCAGGUUUGCAAAAUCUUUUGUUCCUGGUAUAACAAGGUUACUACAUAACUCACCUGGAUUAAAGAAGCUAAUAGUAGAUUGGUAUCUGGACAACUAUUUGAAUUCGCAAGGCUUGAAUCCAGAUCAAUGUUGGAGAUCAAAAUAUGAUGUGUUUCCUACCUCAGAUGAGUCUGAUAUGAUUGGACCUGAAUCAAAGGCGGCAGCACAACUUGUCAGAGUCGAUGGGAUAGUUGACGUAAUUCUCCGACAUUUGAAAAAAUCGGAUGAAGAAAUUGCCAUGGAAAUUGCUUGGAUCAUUGUGUACCUUUCUGCCCUCUCAGAUAUCGCUACACGUAUGCUUUUGAAGGGAGGCAUUCUUCAACUACUAGUCGAAAGAUUAGCAACUUCAGAUAGCCUGCAACUUCUCAUCCCGGUUCUACGAAGUUUAGGCAACUUUGUUUCUGUGGAUCCGAAAGCAAUGUUAACCAUCCUUAUCGGUGGAAAGAACACUGAAGAAAGUGUCAUUGGUGUGCUUGCAAAGUGCUUAAGGAGCGAUCACCGUGUCUUAAAGAAGGAAGCUGCGUGGGUGUUAUCUAAUAUAGCUGCGGGAUCUAUUGAACACAAGAGAAUGAUACAUUCUACUGAAGCAAUGCCCUUGUUGAUAGAGCUUCUUUCUACAUCACCUUUUGAUAUAAGGAAAGAAGUUGCGUACGUCUUAGGAAAUCUCUGUGUAGAAUCUGCAGAAGGAGACACAAAACCAAGGAUAAUUCAAGAGCACUUGGUCUCCAUUGUCAGUGGCGGUUGCCUCCCGGGUUUUAUUAACCUGGUCAGAUCUCCUGAUAUCGAAGCUGCUAGGCUUGGUCUUCAGUUCAUUGAGCUGGUAUUAAGAGGAAUGCCAAACGGAGAAGGUUCAAAGAUUGUGGAAGGAGAAGACGGUAUAGAUGCAAUGCAAAGGUUCCAGUUCCAUGAAAACGAAGAGCUGAGAGUGAUGGCAAACAGUCUUGUGGAUAAAUACUUUGGUGAAGAUUAUGGAAUCAAUGAAUGAAAUCUCCUCGGAGUUUAGGGUAAUCCCUGUGAGAAUAGAAA
Brassica napus (rape) is the source of this 1193-nucleotide messenger RNA. Its product is annotated as importin subunit alpha-9. The record is from RefSeq and is a predicted model, not a curated record. Gene Ontology annotation, biological process: NLS-bearing protein import into nucleus. Lineage: Eukaryota; Viridiplantae; Streptophyta; Magnoliopsida; Brassicales; Brassicaceae. Gene Ontology annotation, molecular function: protein binding; nuclear import signal receptor activity. Gene Ontology annotation, cellular component: nucleus.